GGCUAUUGCACUGGGAUUUGUUUGGCAUGCCUCAAAUCCCAAAUACAAUAAUACUUUCCUCUCACUGUGACAAAGAGAAUCUUAAAUUCUUCAUCCGUUAUUAUUUUAUUUUUGCAGCCUAUACUUAAUUCGGAAUGUGAAGAAGAGGUGUUGUUUCCUCCAAGUAAGCUGUGGUUGGAGACUUGGAGUGGGUUUGAGCAGAUAAUUUGUCGUGUUACUCUCACCUGGAGGAGUUUGGAGUUCUUCCAUUCUUCCCUUUUUCUUCUUCUUCUUCUUCUUCUUCUUCUUCUGAGUAUCAAAGUACUGCUGUUGGUUCAUCUUACCAACUGAUGAGACUCCAGAGGUGUAGGAGCUAUUACUAGGGGUUGUAUGCUGUCAUCUUAUAAAUAUUCAAGGUGGAGGUGCAUAUAUGAAGAAUACUUCUCUGGAUUGAAACGAGAACAAGUCGAGUUGCUCAUUCUGAUUUUUCUCGUGAAUAACACGGUCGGGAAAAGGGAGAAAAUUAAAAGGACUGAUUGGAGUUCAGAUGGAGAGGAUUCUGAGGCCUUAUGAUAAGGAAUCCAUGAAAAUGGUCAUGCUAAAGCAUGAAAAGACAUUCAAAGAGCAGCUAUAUGAACUCCAUCGUCUAUAUCAGAUUCAGAAGAUGUUAAUGAACAACGUGAAAAGCAGUACUGGGCCUGCUAGAUAUGGAUCAAACAGAUGGAAUGUAGAGAAUGACAACAAUGUGAGUCGGGUUAAUUAUAGUCGUAAAGAACAACAGAAGCCACGAAGGCGACUUGACCUGGAACAACCAGCUGCCGAAGACUGCAAUGUGGACGAAAGUGGAGGAGGAGAUGGAGUGCUAGAGAAGGAAGAUGAAAGUGAUAUUGAGCUAACUUUGGGCCCCACGGUUUACAAUCUAAGGAAAAAAGACGAGGCACCACUAACUUCAGAUUCUGGACCAAGUUUUUCUUCUUCUUCCACUGAAUCAAGUCAUAUGAAGAGGACAAAUACUGGGACCCAAAACGGGAUUUAUACAACAGAAGAGCUAACAGGCCACAAGUGGGGGCUCGUUCAACUUCCUGACACGCAUUCAAGUUUCCAAAGCCAAAGGAAGAACACUUUUGGUGUUGAAGAACAUAUGAGACAAGAGAAACUAAACAUGAACAGGCCUCCUUGGCUUUACCAUGUUUUCAGCCUGAACCUGACUUAGGCAUGCUUGUUGGUUUAAGCUGUUUCUGAUCAACUAAUUCAUGACUGCUGUUUGUGUGAAGUUUUUUCUUUUUCUUUUUUUUCUCUUUUCUUUCAGCUUCCACCGUAGUGGAUGAUGAAGUCUUUAAAAAGAAAAAGGGAUAGAAGCUUAGCAAGAUAUAUAUAAUUGCAAGUGUAUUUCAAUCAAAUUCAAAUUUGAAAUCUCAAGUACCCCAUUACUGUGCA
Molecule: messenger RNA, 1416 nt
Organism: Nelumbo nucifera (sacred lotus)
Lineage: Eukaryota; Viridiplantae; Streptophyta; Magnoliopsida; Proteales; Nelumbonaceae
Source: RefSeq, a predicted model, not a curated record